Striga hermonthica is the source of this 1887-nucleotide messenger RNA. NCBI's taxonomy places the organism in Eukaryota, Viridiplantae, Streptophyta, Magnoliopsida, Lamiales, Orobanchaceae. The record is from the annotation of a GenBank genome assembly.
AUGUGGCGGUGUCUGUCCCGUGCCCUCACCAUCCCUUCCAACAAAUCCGCCUCCGUCAAGUCCAUUACUCGCCUCUUCUCUGCUCAAUCGAAUGGGGGAACUCAAUCCUAUACAGUUGUGGAUCACACCUACGAUGCGGUGGUGGUUGGUGCCGGAGGUGCAGGGCUGAGGGCCGCAAUAGGGUUAUCCGAGCAUGGGUUUAACACAGCCUGCAUUACGAAGCUAUUCCCUACUCGCUCCCAUACGGUUGCUGCACAGGGUGGAAUAAAUGCUGCAUUGGGAAAUAUGACAGAGGAUGAUUGGCGGUGGCAUAUGUACGAUACAGUGAAGGGAAGUGAUUGGCUAGGAGACCAGGAUGCCAUUCAGUACAUGUGCAGAGAAGCACCAAAAGCAGUUAUAGAACUUGAAAAUUAUGGGCUGCCGUUCUCCCGGACGGAAGAUGGGAAGAUUUAUCAGCGUGCAUUUGGUGGCCAGAGCUUGAACUUUGGAAAAGGUGGACAAGCAUAUCGUUGUGCAUGUGCUGCUGAUCGAACUGGACAUGCUUUGUUGCAUACUCUAUAUGGCCAAGCUAUGAAACAUAAUACACAGUUUUUUGUUGAAUACUUUGCUCUGGAUUUAAUUAUGAGCAAUGAUGGUAGCUGCCAGGGUGUGAUUGCUUUGAAUAUGGAGGAUGGCACCUUGCAUCGUUUCCGUGCUGCCUCGACAAUUCUUGCUACUGGGGGUUAUGGCAGAGCAUACUUUUCUGCAACUUCUGCUCACACUUGCACUGGAGAUGGCAAUGCUAUGGUUGCGCGUGCGGGACUGCCCCUUGAGGAUCUUGAGUUUGUUCAAUUCCAUCCAACAGGCAUAUAUGGUGCUGGGUGUCUUAUUACUGAAGGGUCCCGAGGUGAAGGUGGUAUUCUGAGGAACAGUGAAGGUGAAAGAUUCAUGGAGCGGUAUGCCCCAACUGCUAAGGACCUUGCAUCUAGAGAUGUUGUAUCAAGAUCUAUGACGAUGGAGAUCCGGGAAGGGCGUGGUGUUGGGCCCUUGAAAGAUCACAUCUACCUUCACUUGAAUCAUUUACCUCCUGAAGUCCUAAAGGAGAGACUUCCUGGUAUUUCAGAAACUGCAGCCAUAUUUGCUGGUGUUGAUGUUACAAAGGAGCCAAUUCCUGUGUUGCCGACUGUCCACUAUAACAUGGGUGGGAUCCCCACAAAUCACUAUGGAGAGGUGGUUACCAUUAAAGGUCAUGAUCCUGAUGCUGUGGUUCCCGGACUGUUUGCUGCUGGGGAAGCUGCCUGUGCUUCUGUUCACGGUGCCAAUCGGCUUGGAGCAAAUUCUCUUCUGGACAUUGUUGUCUUUGGUCGGGCUUGUGCUAAUAGGGUUGCUGAGAUCCAAAGGCCAGGCGAGAAACAAAAGCCACUAGAAAAGGAUGCUGGAGAGAAGACCAUUGCAUGGUUGGACAAGAUUCGUAAUUCAAAUGGGUCACUUCCCACAUCAAAAAUCCGGCUUAACAUGCAACGCAUAAUGCAAAACAACGCUGCUGUAUUUCGGACCCAAGAAACGCUGGAAGAAGGCUGUCAGUUGAUUGAUAAGGCUUGGGAGAGUUUUCAUGACGUCAUGUUGAAGGACAGAACCUUGACAUGGAACUCGGACUUGAUAGAGACAAUUGAGUUGGAAAACCUUUUAAUUAAUGCAUGCAUCACCAUGCACUCUGCUGAAGCCAGGAAAGAAAGUAGAGGAGCCCAUGCACGUGAAGAUUUUACGAAAAGAGAUGAUGAGAACUGGAUGAAACAUACAUUAGGAUAUUGGGAAAACGAGAAAGUUAAACUGGACUACCGACCAGUUCACAUGAAUACACUUGAUGAUGAAGUUGAAUCCUUUCCUCCAAAAGCUCGAGUAUACUAG